Messenger RNA from Pantherophis guttatus, 4273 nucleotides. Lineage: Eukaryota; Metazoa; Chordata; Lepidosauria; Squamata; Colubridae. The record is from RefSeq and is a predicted model, not a curated record.
GGCUGAGCUCCCUAUCCUGGCUGCUCUUCUCCUUCAGGAGAGGUGACUGUGAGUUCCAGUGCUGCCUUAGGUGGGAAAGCCACUUGGGCGACUUUGGCCAAUCAUCAGGAGACAGUGAGUUCUAGUCUCACCUCAUACCUGCAAUUUAAUUGGGUGAUUUUUGGCCUAUCAUUAGGAAACAAUGAGUUCUAGUCCCGCCUUAGACAUGAAAACCGGUUGGGUGACUUUGAGCCAAUCACCAGGAGACAAUGAGUUCUAGUUCUUCCUUAGGUCUGAGAGCCAAUUGGGCGACUUUGAACCAAUCACCAGGACCGCGGUGAGUUCUAGUCUCGCCUUAGGCCUGAAAGCUGACUGAAUGACUUUGGGCCAAUCACCAGGAAACGGUGAGUUCUAGUUCUUCCUUAGGCCUGAAAGCCAAUUGGGUGACUUUGGGCCAAUCACCAGGAGACAAGUGAGUUCUAGUCCCACCUAGUCCCAGUGCUAGAUAUUUAGCAGACCAACUGAAGAGACUCAAUGGACAAAUUUUCAGAACAGGGGUUGUCCUUUGAAGAUGUGAAACAACCCUGAUGCCGUUUUCUCCUAGGACCAAGGAUUCAUUGUGGGGUAUGUGUGCUGUCUGAGGGCCAAUCACCAGGAGACAGUGAGUUCUAGACCCACCUUAGGCAGGAAAGUGGGCUGGGUGAUUUUGACCCAACCGCCAGGAGACAAUGAGUUCUAGUUCUUCCUUAGGUCUGAGAGCCAAUUGGGUGACUUUGGACCAAUCACCAGGAGACAGUGAGUUCUAGUCCCCCCUUAGGCAUGAAAGCCAGCUAGGUGACUUUGGGCCAGUCCUUCCCUUUCAAUCCCACCCACCUCACAGGGUUGUUGUGGGGAAAAUGGGAGGAACAUUAAACCCUGUUGCCGUCUUGUGUUAUUUUAAAAAAAUACUGGUGCACAGGUGGGAUAUAAAUGUAUAAAAAAGGAAAAUAUAGAAAUGAGUCUUUGUUGCGCAUUGUUGAUUCUCACACCCUGCUUCCUCAUCAUUACAGCGACCAGGUGAACGUUGCUCUUCGAGGACCUGGGUCAAGCCAGUCUGAUAGCUGCCCUCAAGCGAGAGAUGAUGGAAGGAACCUCUCUGUCUUAGCUCUUCCUUUGUGGCAAGCCAGUUGUGUAAAAGAACACAGUUGUGGCAUGGGACAGUGACAACGGUUAACACAAUUUGGAGAUUUUUUGUCGCCCGUAAAUUAUUUCAGAAUUCCCAGAUUGGAAGAUGGAGUCCCGCCAGCCAGUCCCUCUUCUCCCCGAGCAGACCUUCGACCGGGAGGUCAAGCAAAACAUGGCUGAGCUUUCUCUCUGGACCGUCGUGGCCGCCAUCCAAGCGGUGGAGAGGAAAGUUGACGCUCACGCCAGCCGGUUGCUGAACCUGGAGCGUCGCGUGAUGACCAACGAGAAGAAAUACGUGGAUUGCGAGAACGCCGUGGUGGACUUCGGCAACCAGAUGGAAUGCAAGUUGACCGCUCUGGGCACCUUGAUCCAGGAAUACGGUCUGCUCCAGAGGAGGCUGGAGAACAUGGAGAACCUCUUGAAGAACCAGAACUUCUGGAUCCUCAGACUUCCCCCAGGAUCCAAGGGAGAAACGCCCAAGGUGCCCAUGACUUUUGAAGACAACGCCGUCUACUUCUCGGAGCAGGAGUGGGGCAACCUGGAGGAAUGGCAGAAGGAACUCUACAAGAACGUGAUGAAGAGUAACUACGAGUCACUGGUCUCCUUGGACUAUGCCAUCGCUAAACCGGAUCUUCUGUCCCGGAUUGAACAAGGGGAACGUCCCUGUGCUGAGGAAGAGGAGGCAGCCACGAUGGACAGGGUGAUACCUUCGGAACCUAGCCCAGAAAUCCUGGUUUUUAGACCCUGCCUCUCUUCUCCAGCGGAAGAAGGGGGUCACGCACAAGGAGGUAGAGAAGGGGAACAUGGGGAAGGACGAGGGGUCUCACAAGCAUCCGGCAUUGAUGACGAAGUCGCUCAGACAUCCUUCAGAUCCCAAGGGAAGCGAGAUCUGGAUCGGAAUGUGGAGGGCCCGGACCUCUCGGACAAAGGCGAGAUGCAUGUCCCGCCAAGCAUGGCCCUCGCGACAAAUCACAUCUUAAUCAAAAUGGAGCCAGAGGACGACUCUGCAGCCCACGAGACCUGGAUGAUGGCGGGAGAAACAUUUGUGGAAAGAAUUAUAAAGAAAGAAGAGGACUUCGAUUCCUGUAUGUGGCCGAGGGACUCUCCAGGAGAAACAGCCGAUUUCAGCGCCAACGAGGGCAGUCCGGCUGAAGAAGCAGCCGCCAAUGUCCACCGGCAAUGUCAGAUUGGCCACCAAGAGCGCCCGCAAAGUUACAGAAGCCUCACCUCUUCAAGACGAAAUCUGUCCUCACCGCUUGUGAACGGGAGCCCUCUGAUGUCCCCUCAAGAGACAGGGCAGCCAUCAGUCGGACUGCCGGGAGAGGAGCUGUGGGCUUGUCCUCUGUGCCAUCAACGCUUCCGGCUCCACGUCCAGCUGCUGCUCCAUCAGAACACCCACCGGGAAGCACCUGCCGAGCCCAUCCCUAAGGACCCCCUGGGUUGUCCCUACUGUCCCCGGCGUUUCGGGCGCUCGGAUCACCUGCUACGUCACCAGAUGAGCCACACGGGUGCCCGGCCUCACCAAUGCCCGGCAUGCGAGAAGAGCUUCACUGACAAAAGCAAGCUGACCAAUCAUUUUCGGACCCACACAGGAGAACGCCCCUUCCACUGCGCAGACUGCGGGAAGCACUUUGUCCGACGGCAUCACCUGGCCAAACACCAGCGCACCCACACACGGGAACGGCCCCACCAGUGCCCGCUCUGCCCGAAGAGUUUCAUGCAGAAGCACCACCUGCAAAAGCACCUCCGCACCCACACGGGGGAGAAGCCCUACAAGUGCGGCCUGUGCCCCAAGGCUUUCGCCUGCAAGCAGCGCCUUCUGCAGCACAGCUGCGCCUUGCCUCCGGUGUCUGCCUCCGAAACUGCUGGGCGGCCCUUGGCUCUCCUGAAAGGGACACCUGCUUCCUGACCCAUCGAUGCAACAGGGACUUCGCCCCACCUCACCCUUUGGGGCCGUUUUAGUUCAGCUUAUCCGUAAUUCAAGUGCAGAAGUUCAACUCACUAGGCUGGGCAUCAUCGGGGGAUGCGGCUGAACUCCUGUUUGUAGUUUCCCUUCUUUGUGGAUUGUGUUCCUAGGUGAAUCAGGCUGAUUCUGUUCAAUUGGAAAGAAAAAUCAUUUAUCAUCCCUGGAAGGUCCUGAAUCAGCCUUCGAUCAGUUCUUGAAGAUCCCGAGUCAGCUUUUGAUAAGCCACGAAAGAUCCUUUGUUGUUAGGCAAAUGUGCUGACUGAUUACCUUCAUCUUCAUUCAGUCUGUCUGUGGCCAACUCUGUGUUUCAUUUUUUAGAAGGUCCCAAAGGAUGUGGACCUAGAAGCAAAUGUGGCAGAGGCUGCUUUAUCUUGAAGUCUUCCUUGGUGACUCGUUGGCGUGGGUGUUAGAUCAAGAAAGGAAUUCCCCUGUUGUCUGUUUUGGCUUUCCCAACUAGGCAUGUCUUCCCAGAAACCAAGUUUGAGAAGUGGGACGGCUUGCCCCCAGAACUUGUGGGUGCUCCAUCAUUGGAGGUUUUCAAGAAGAGACUGGAUCUCCAUUUGUCCAGAAUGGUUAUAGGAUCUCCUGCUUGAGCAGAGGUUUGGAGUAGAAGAUCUCCACGGUCCCUUCCAACUCUGUUAUUCCAUGAUUCUGUAAGGAUGUCCUGCUCAAACAGAAGUUUGGAGUAGAAGACCUCCACGGUCUUCUGCCUUAUUCUGUUAUUCUGCAAUUCCCAAGUAAACAGGACAAGACAGGAUUUUGAUCAGAUCACUGCUGGACUUUCCGAAUUCCCUGCAGCUUUUUCCCCUCUUAUUUCAAGACCCAAAAGACCUCCUAAAAGAAGAUGCGUUGUGUCUUAGCUGCUCGCAUCGCCUCUGAGAUCGUGUGUGAGAACUUGGUUGUUGUGAUGGGGAGAGACACAAGGUAGACGAGGAGGGCCCAAGGUGUGAUUGGGAUUACGUUGUUUUUCAUUAUGUUCGAUUUGUAUGCUGUUUUAUAAGCACUGUUGUAACUCUUGGGGGGAAAACUUCCCAAAAAGCUGAAACUUGGGGAUGGUUGACCGAAAGAAAAUAGUUCUUUGCUUUUUUCUUUUUUCUUUUUAAUUUGUGUAACGUCUCUGCUUUCCGUGCUUUUUUCCCUUGAUUAAAAAAUUAUGAGCUCGUG